Gossypium raimondii (Peruvian cotton) is the source of this 3123-nucleotide messenger RNA. RefSeq lists its product as uncharacterized. The transcript is spliced from 6 exons. Bases 255 to 2963 code for a protein of 902 amino acids. NCBI's taxonomy places the organism in Eukaryota, Viridiplantae, Streptophyta, Magnoliopsida, Malvales, Malvaceae. The record is from RefSeq and is a predicted model, not a curated record.
UAAGAACCUUAAAUUUCGAGGGAUUAUUAUUAUUUUCUAAUUCGAAUUUUGAGACAACUUAAACUUUCUUAACGACAUACAGUUUCUCUCCUUUAAUGUUUUGGCGUUUAGGUUUCUCAUAGCUUUGUCCCAGCUGAGUUGGAUUCGGAUGUAAGCAAAUGUCAGAUACAAGUUUAUUGAGGUCCAUUCUUUGAGGAUUGUUAUGUUAUAAAAGGGAUUGGGACUCAUUCCAUUUUCAUAAGCUGCUCUAAUUGAUGAUAUAUAUAGAGAUGAAGAAACUGUUUUUCUUCAAAUCUUCCUCUUCUAGCAGUGGUAACAACAAGGUUCUUUCGGCAUCAAUGGAUAAACAAGUUUACCAGGGGAAAACAUCAGAAAGUUGGUUGAAUGAUCAACUUGUUGACAUGGCUGACUACAGUUGGAAGCUAAUGUCUGAUAGCCCCAGCUUCAGUAAUGCUUCUAGUCUUGUUCGGAGUCGUUCUUUGUCAUCAGGCAACGAGCUUGGACAACAAAAUUGUUCUUCCUCACAACAGCAGUAUGAUCACCAAUCGCGAUGCAGGGCUCAUAUGCCUGAGAAGAAAUCUAAGGCAAAACGAUGUGAAACAGAAAUUAUCAGUUUCGAGAGGCCGUGUUCUUCUGGUUCUUUGAGGCUGCACCAUGAUUCAUCUGGCAGCUCUUCCUCUUGCUCUAGCAAUGUGUCGGCCCAAGUUAUCGAUCGCUAUAUUGACGGAGAACAGCUUCCGGAAAUUAGCAAGUUAAGGAACAGUUCAACUCCAGGAAAUGGUGGUCGGAGGCAUCCACCGGGAGCUCGAUAUACUGCACCUUCAUCUCCGACACAUAGUGUCAAAGAGAAAAACAAGUCUCAUUCAUUUAGGGAUGGUGACAGCACUCGUCUUCACUUUUCAUCUAGAGAUAGGGUGGAAAAUGGAUUCGGGCAUGAGUCGCCACGAAUGGUUGCAAAGAAUGUGAUUGAGAGGCUUUCACAGACUCAUGUUGUCCCAAAAUCAAGUUCAAAGGGAUUCAACCGUCAUAUUCCGAUCACAAAGGAAGAUGUAUAUGGUGGAUACUUGAAUAUGCGUCCUGAGUCCAAAUUGGAAAUGGAUGAGCCUUACAAAAAUUGUUUCAUUGAGGGAAACCCUGACGGUUUAAAUUCUUCUGAAGAUGAUUCAGUAGUCGAGUUAGAAAGACGAUCUAAACAUGCCAAGGAAAGAGCCUUGCUUCUUUCUGAAGCUCAUGAGCAGGAAAGCUUUAUUUGUAAUGGUGGGUUUGAUGUUUCAUCGCUCAUUCGGUCUGUUCAGCACCUAAAAGAGGAGAAAAAAAAGCUAGCCCUCGAGGUUUUGGAUCUUCAACAGUCUAGAAUUGACGAGAGAGCGAGUGCUAGGGAGGAACUGAGAAUGGCGAGGGAAGAAAUGGAGUCACAGAUUGAAAAACUAGAGAAGGCAAAGCAUGAGACACAGUUGCGAUUCGAAAAGGAGUUCGAUAGAAGGUCAAGUGAUUGGUCGGUUAAGCUUGAGAAGUAUAGCUUAGAAGAGCAAAGGCUUCGUGAUCGAGUUCAAGAGUUAGCAGAGCAAAACGUUUCACUUCAGAGAGAAGUCUCUUCCUUCAAUGACAGGGAAACUGAAAACAGAAGCCUUACGAAGUACUCAGAACAACAACUUAAAGAGUUGAUGAGAAGGGUUGAAAAGAUGAACGAUGAGAAUCAAGAUCUAAGUCAAAAUCUCUCCGAGUCACAAGAGAAGCAUAGAGCAGCAAUGGAAGAUGUAGCUUGCGUUAGAAGAAAUCUCGAAGAGAAAGAGAAGGAGUGCAAGGAAUUGCAAAAGUCCGUUACCAGACUACUCCGAACAUGCACCGAGCAAGAGAAAAUGAUUGAAGGGUUGAGAGAUGGAUACGGUAAGGAGAUCGACCAGAAGCAAUCUAUGGAAAAGAAUGAAAAGCAAGUGCAAAAAUUACAAAGGGAGCAAAUGAGGUUAACUGGAGUAGAAUUGGCAUUAAGAAAGGAAGUAGAGUCUUAUAGGCUUGAAGCUUACUCUCUUCGACGCGAGAAUAUCUAUUUGUUGAAUCAAUUAAAGGGUAAUGGAAAUGAAAUUAUCGGAUUAACCUCCAAGUUUGACAACGAACUGCAGGAUCAUGUAUGCUGUCUACAGAAUCGCGGACUGUCUAUGCUUAAUGAGAUUAUCAAUCUGUCUUCAAAGUUAAUUGAGUUCAUCAAAGGAAAACCUAGUCAUCUUCAAGGAAUGCAACCAGGUUUAGAUAGUCUAUUUAUUGUUGAAUCUGAUCUUAAAAUCGAAGGCUUUAAACGUGGAAUUGAAAGCCUAAGGAGAAGUCUGCAGACAAUAUCUGGUUUGUUGCAUGAGAAAUCCGGUUUGGUUGCCUCGGACUCUCACUCAGCAUCCGUGGAUCCAACCAUGUCAACAAAACGCAACAAUCAAUCUUCAGAGAAGAUUAUAAGAAGUGAGCUUAAAGCAGAAACUAUGAUGACAAGUUUGUUGAAGGAAAAGCUUUAUUCAAAAGAGGUUGAAAUAGAAGAGUUGCAAGCUGAGGUUGCGGCAGCUUUGAGAGGCAAUGAAAUACUAAGAUGUGAAUUACAAAAUUCAACUGACAACAUUUCAUGCCUCACUCAUAGGUUGAAGGAUCUUCAACUUCAGAUACCGAAAAAAGAUGAAAAUGUAAGUCGACUCGAGAGCGAGUUACAAGAAUCAACAAAGGAACUAACCAUAUUGAAGGGUAUAUUGGUUAAGGUUUCACAAGAGAGAGAUUUGAUGUGGGAAGAAGUGAAGCAAUAUAAUGAGAAGAACAUGGUUUUGAAUUCAGAGAUUAAUGCAUUGAAAAAGAGAAUAGAAGGUUUGGAAGAAGACAUACAUCUAAAAGAAGGUCAGAUUACAAUUUUGAAAGACACUUUAAGCAAUCAUAAAAGUUGUGAUCUUCUUGGUAGUCCCACUUCUAUGCCUGAAUUCUUGCUGGAAUGAUUGUCAAUGAUCGAGGAAUGCACAUAUUUAUGUUGUAUUUUUGUAUCUUUAUAUUUUAUUUUUGUGUUUAAGGCAUUUAUGUAUGUUUAUUUAUAUUUUAUUAUCAUGUUUCGAAUCAGAUUGUGUUUUGGGAGAUAAUGAAUUGGCUUUUAAUAGCAAA